This is a messenger RNA of Hemicordylus capensis (graceful crag lizard), 993 nucleotides long. RefSeq names its product olfactory receptor 6M1-like. Gene Ontology annotation, biological process: G protein-coupled receptor signaling pathway. Bases 1 to 993 code for a protein of 330 amino acids. The record is from RefSeq and is a predicted model, not a curated record. Gene Ontology annotation, cellular component: membrane. Gene Ontology annotation, molecular function: olfactory receptor activity; G protein-coupled receptor activity. NCBI's taxonomy places the organism in Eukaryota, Metazoa, Chordata, Lepidosauria, Squamata, Cordylidae. The transcript has a single exon.
AUGAAAUCCAGGCUGGAUGCAGUGGUGGUGAAUGACAACCGUAGCCUUGGUCGGGCGGUAACAGAAUUUGUUCUGCUGGGCUUUCCUCAGGUCUAUGUGUUGGAGAUCUUCCUUUUCGUGGCCUUCUCUGCAGUCUUCACUCUCACUGUCUUGGGGAACAUUACUAUAAUCACAGUUGUGGCAACAGACUCCCGUCUUCACACCCCCAUGUACUUUUUCCUGGGGAAUCUCUCUUUCCUGGAGAUCUGCUUCACCUCAGUCAUUGUUCCCAAGAUGCUGGCCAAUCUGCUGACUAGGAAGAAGACGAUCUCAUUCACUGGCUGCAUUGCCCAGUGCCACUUGUAUUUUUUCCUGGGCUCCACAGAGUUGAUCCUCCUGGCUGUCAUGUCAAUUGACCGCUAUGUGGCCAUUUGUAACCCACUGCGGUAUGUGGCCAUCAUGAACAGUCGUGUCUGCAUCUCCCUGGUGCUUGGCUGCUGGGUGGGUGGGUUUUUACACAUCUUGUGGCCCACGGUGGUGAUAUCCCAGCUUCCUUACUGUGGCCCAAAUGUCAUCAAUCAUUUUUUUUGUGACAGCACCCCUCUCCUGAAGCUUUCCUGCUCUGACACACGCCUUAUUGAAUUAGUAGAUGUGCUUCUCGCCUCCAUCAUGCUCCUGGGCACUCUGUUGCUCAUCAUGGUUUCCUACAUUUUCAUCAUCUCCACAGUGCUCAAGAUCCGAUCAUCUACUGGCAGGCACAAGGCCUUCUCUACCUGUGCCUCACAUGUCAUUGUGGUGACAAUCUACUAUGGCAGCUCCAUUUUUAUGUAUGCCCAGCCAGCACAGAGCUCUUCCUUGGAAUUCAACAAAGUAGUGGCUGUUUUGACGGCUGUGGUAACCCCACUUCUUAACCCCCUUAUCUAUAGCCUGAGGAAUGAAAAGGUGAGAGAUGCCCUGAAAGAAAUGGUGAACCGGAAAAGUGGUUUCCAGAGAAACAGGGAGCCUUUGGUGUGA